GGAAGCUUCCCCAAAACUUGCAGGGGCGAACGUACCGUACGUUGAGUGGCCGUAACUUACGUAGGCUAUGCUCCACUCCAUAGCGUCCAAAAAAUCAUUCCCCGAGUCCAUUCCCCGAGUUUUAGUGGGUUAAUUUGUUGUUUACUAUGCUAUGCUCUGCUCCAUAGCAUUUACUAUGCUAUGACUCCACUCCAUAGCCUCCAAAAAAUCAUUCCCCGAGUCCAUUCCCCGAGUUUUAUGACAAUCAGUGUCGAUUGUCGACUGCGUCGAGACUUUUUUUAUAUGAUGUCGUCGGAAAACUUACGUCCGCAAUUGAACAAUAAUUGGGAGAGAUUGUCACAAUUUGGAGUUCGAAGGAGAUUCAUCGAUGAUAACUUUUAUGAGCCAGGCAACAAAUUGUGCCAAAAUGUUCUGGGUAAAAAAUCAAUAAUUAUAUUUGACAAUGAAGAUUUUCUUCAUCCUAAUAUAAAAAAGUUUACAUGCCAUGUUCCUGGGUGUGUGAAAGUAUUUUAUACCUUGGUUAGCUUUGAAGACCACUAUAAUACUAAUCAUCGGUUUGUUUGUGAUACCUGUCAUAAGCGUCUUCCAUCCCCACAUUUAUUGGAUUUGCACAUUUCUGAAAGACAUGAUUCUUACUUUGCAGCCCUUGCAGAAAGGAAACCAAUGUUCCAAUGUUUUGUGGAGAGCUGCAACUUAAGAUUUUCAGCUAAGAAUGAACGACGCUCACACUGCAUAGAAGUGCAUAAAUUCCCCCCUGACUUUCGCUAUGAUUCUUCUAAGAAUGGUGAAAAGAAAAAGAAGUUAGCUGCUAAUACAGAUCCUUCAGUAAUUAAACCCAAGCCAGCCAGUAAAAUGUUUGGGUUUGGGCACAGUUCGAAUCGGGGUAUGUUUCGAAGCCGUGGUCGUGGAGGAUUUCAUUCGGGCAAUAAAAAAUCCCGGAACACAGCUGAAGAUCUGGAGGUGUCAAUGGCGGAUCUGGAAGAAGCUUUACCAUCCAUGGAAUAAAAAUAUAUAAUAAGUAAUAAUGUUAAAUUAAAAUCUUUAAAAAAAAUAAAAUAUGAUCAAAUCUCA
Daphnia pulicaria is the source of this 1071-nucleotide messenger RNA. RefSeq names its product protein lethal(2)k10201-like. Lineage: Eukaryota; Metazoa; Arthropoda; Branchiopoda; Diplostraca; Daphniidae. The record is from RefSeq and is a predicted model, not a curated record. Bases 181 to 1005 code for a protein of 274 amino acids. The transcript has 4 exons.